CGACCGUAAUAAAAAAGUAAUAACGUCAGUUUUGAUACAGCCGAUGAGCUUUGCUACCAAUCUUGUAGAGCUGGCCUCAGAACGCUAAAAAAAUGUGUUGUGCCCUCGACGUAAUUUUCCGAGAUAAUUGACACCUUUGCGAUAAGAUCCGUUGAAAUCGUGAGUCUCUUGUGCUGGUUUUGGGUCUAUUGGUCGUGGCGGAAAAUACUGAAGCCAUCUUAAUGUGUUCUCCCAUAGACCACUAUAUAUCUAGAUAUAUAGUGGUCUAUGGUUCCCAUUGUGUCCUUCCGUUGAUGUAUGUAUUUGCUUCGAUGCCUUCUUAUUCUCGACGCACCGUGAUAUGGAUUAUGACAUCAAUGGAGGAACUGCACCCAUCUGCUCGACUGACAGUGAUAUCUGGCCCGGCGACUCGGAGUGAGGCGGUCGCUGGGCGGCGAGGAGCGGCUGCCGCCGCGCUGAGUUGGCGGCGGCCGGCGCCCGUCAGGACGGGUAUUCCUGGCCGGCCGGGGACGCUAUUUUUACGGGGCCCAUCGGUCGGAGUCGGCCCAGACGAUCGGUCGCUGCGGACGCCGCCACAGAUCGAGUCACUCGAUCGUGCCGGGGGUGCGGUCCCUGUCGUUCGACGAGGACGCGCCGCUGCCUCAGCUGCCGGCCUGGGUGGCCGACCCGCGCCGCACCGUACCGCCAGACGGCGCCGACAGCGGAUCAGGUGAGCAGAGAUGGAGCCCACCGACACCGAUGACGACAUUGACAUCCGCGGCGACCCGGCGUCUCUGCCACCAACUCUGUAUGUGCUGGAGCUGGCGGCGGGUGUGCCGGCAGCCACGGUGGACUGGUACAUCAGCCGGGUGCAGGGCCGCCGCCGGACCGGCGGUGCUGAGCUGCUCGUCAGCGCCCAGCCCCAGCUGCCUGGAAAGGGUCUGGUUCUCCACCUGACUGCAUCCCGCAUCAAACUGCUCGAGACGGCCGAGCGCAUGGAACUGAGGAAGAAGGACCGGGACGGUUAUCUGCGCGACUUUACCUGCGCUGAGCUGGACGAGUUUCUUGGCGAGGGUGGCGUGGACGGUCUCCUAACCAUGUGCGAGAAGCAGCGGAUCGUGCUGCACGAGCUGGAGCACAUCCGGGCGCGCUCGGCCGAGCACCAGCUGCCGGGCUACCCGAGCAUCCAGCUGUUCCCGGGCCAGAGCGUCACCCGGCUGCUGCUGCAGGAGGGCAUCAUCGCCCAGCUGUUCCCCGUGCACGACACGGCCGAGCUCGAGCGGCUGGGCAAGUCGUGGUACGCGGCGCUCUUCCAGCGACAGCCGUUCGAGGACAUCCGCGCCUACUUUGGUGAGUCGGUGGCGCUGUAUUUCUCGUUCCUGGGCUUUUACACGACGGCGCUGUGCGGCCCGGCGGCGCUCGGCCUGCUUCAGCUGGUCUUCUCGGUGGACACACUGCACGAGUACGCUCUGUACUCGCUCUUCAACAUGCUCUGGGUCACCGUCUUCCUCGAGGCGUGGAAGCGGAAAUGUAACGAGCUGGCAUACGUCUGGGGCGUGAUGGACAAGACGCAGAUGUCGUUCCUCGAGCCGCGGGCCAACCACCGCGGCGAGAUGGUGCGAGACGAGAUCACCGGCCGCUACAUGCCCUACUACCCGCGCUGGAAGACGUUACUCAAGCUGUAUCUGGUCUCCAUCCCCGUCGUGGUGGUCUGCCUGUUCGGCUCGUUCUACCUGAUGCUGGUGUCGUUCUGGGCCGAGGAGUACCUGACGCUGCACCGGGACCAGUACGGCGGCAACCUGGCCGCCGUGCUCAUCAUGCUGCCGUCCGUCAUCUACUCGGUGGUGGUACUCGUGCUCAACCAGUACUACAACAAGAUGACCACCUUCCUCACCGAGUGGGAAAACCACCGCACUCAGAAGCAGUUUGACUACUAUCGCGUCAUCAAGCUGGCGCUGUUCGAGUUCGUCAACAGCUUCAUGUCGCUCUUCUACAUCGCCUUCUACAUCCAGGACUUGGAGAUGCUCAGAGGGCAACUGGCCGUGAUGCUCAUCAUCCAGCAGCUGGUCAACAACUUCCAGGAGGCGCUGCUGCCCAUCGUCAUCCGCACCACGUACUCAAAGGUUCAGGAGAAGGUGGUGACCAAGCUGAAGGAGCACAAGCUGACCCGGAAGCUGUUCGAGAGCCGCACCCUGGACGCGGUGGACGCUGAUGACGCGCGCGUCCGAGUCAGGACGCUGGAGCCGGACGACCCGCGCGUACAGGAUGUGUCGGAGCAGCUCCAGCUGGAGCCCUACCCGGACACAUCCGACGACUACCUGGAGAUGUUCGUCCAGUUCGGCUACGCCUUCCUCUUCUCGUCCGUCUUCCCGAUGGCUGCCUUCUGGGCCGUCUUCAACAACCUGCUGGAGAUCCGUGCCGAUGCCUUCAAACUGUGCAAGGUCUACCAGCGGCCGCCGGCCAAGAGCGUGCGAAACAUCGGAGCCUGGAUGCCGGCGUUCGAGGUGCUCGGUUUCGUGGCGGUGUUCACCAACUGCGCGCUGCUCUGCAUGUCCCCGGCGCUGCGUUCACUGGCUCCCGGCCUCACAUCCGUCGAGUGGGUGGUGGUGUUUGUACUACUGGAACACACCCUGCUGGCGCUCAAACUCACCCUGACUCAGGUGGUGCCCAACGUGCCCUACUGGAUCCGCAAGGCGAUCGCGUCACACGAGUACAGAGUGCGCCAGCAGCUGCACAGGAAGCGGCGCCGCGAGACCCGCCACCGGCUGUCUCGCCGCUUCUCCUCCAAGGCGGCGGCAGUGGCGGCCAUACAGCGGCCGGUCAGCUUUCAGCCGGACUCGGGUGUCCGCCUGCGGACCCACUAGUGGUGGAAACCACUACACUCGACCGGGUGAGGCAGCUAGUGUGUCCGCCAGCGCCGCAAUCCCCGACCGCAGCCCUGUUGGCAGCAAGUGCCUACUCGUGUGCUCAAUCGUCUCGAAUGAGCGUUGUUGGCUGGUUUUGAACUGUCAAGCUGCAGUUUUCUUAUCGAUUUGGGUACGUGAUUCUUAGCAGCGAUCAGAAAUGGACAAUAUUUUCUAUAAAUUUUAUAUGAUCGAAUCAACAUGGGAGGUGGUUGCGGAACAGCUUUAAUAUGUUACGUUCUCAAAUGACGGUGUUCACUUCUCAGGAGCGUCUAGCCAUAAAUUUACAGAAAUGAUCAUGUCUUGUCUGGUGUUGCUUUGGUGCCGACUAAGCCUUGUGGGCUUAGAUCCUUACGGAAAGUGUAUGUGUGCCUGAUGCGUGAGUCAAAGCAAUAAUUGUUAAAGCUUUUCAGAGUGAUUUACCCUGAUAGUUCUUAUUAGUCGUUGAAAAGAGACUUGGCUACCAUAGGAUAGCAUAAAGGCUUAGGAUAGGCGUUUGCCCUCCUAGUCAGAUAGUUCGACUUUAUGGUUUACACUGUUUGUAUAUAUCGAAUGCUAUUUAAUUUUGUUAUGCGGCGAUCUGCGGUACUCUUACACCCAUGUGCAGUUUCUUGUGAAAUUUAUCUACCGAGUGAAACAAACCUGCAGUGGAUUGGUAAAUGUUCGGCAGUUAGUACUUACUUUUGUCUCAAUGCUGAUAUGUGUUUUCUAUUUGAUUUAUUUUCUUCCACCUGUCCUCUGUCCACCUGUUCCUCUGAAAGUCGUUGCCAGAGCUGAGCGCUGGUUUCUGGUCGCGUACUGACCCUAUCUACCUGCACAAUCUAAAUGAUUUGACUCUGCCACUUUGGCGUCUGAGCGGGUCGCGUCCUCCCGGUCCGUGGAGCAGAGCACUGCCUCUCCGAGUGAGGCAGGGCGAUUGUCGGCUGCCAUUUUCUCUGGAAUCGGUGGAGCAGAAGCUUCCUCGUUCUUCCCGUCCUCUUUUGUUUUUGAUAGACAGAGUGAGCGAUCACGCCGCUACUUUUGGAUCUGUCAAUAAACGGACCGAGCCUGA
Messenger RNA from Amphibalanus amphitrite, 3933 nucleotides. Its product is annotated as anoctamin-10-like. The transcript has 14 exons. The coding region runs from base 720 to 2843 and encodes 707 amino acids. Gene Ontology annotation, molecular function: chloride channel activity. The record is from RefSeq and is a predicted model, not a curated record. Gene Ontology annotation, cellular component: plasma membrane. NCBI's taxonomy places the organism in Eukaryota, Metazoa, Arthropoda, Thecostraca, Balanomorpha, Balanidae. Gene Ontology annotation, biological process: chloride transmembrane transport.